AUGAGGAAAGAAGAAGAAAAUAAUAAAAUACGACGACUACUGAAAUCAUUGAUGGAUAAGGAACACGAGAUUACAGAACACCAAACAAACAUUUCCAAUAUAAAACAGUACGCAUCAGAGCUGCAAACUUUUUUAGCUUUGAAACAUAUAGAAAACGAUGUCUUAGUUGAUGAACAGUACAUUCAAUCAAUGAUCAAUAGUGAUGGUGCGAAUCAAAUUAACGUGUUGUGCCAGAUCAAUCCCUCCUUGCAAGGUUUGCUAUCUGACAUUGAGAAAUUUGGGGAUAUCGUGAUUACAGCCGAUCCAUGUAGAAUACCAAUCAUGAAACAGAAGGAUAAACAAGCUCAGAUAAUGGUAGCUUCAAAACCUAUAAUAAUCGACAGUCUGAAACCUGCACUGCUGCAAUCAUUUGACACAAACCUGUUAUUUGCUACUGGGUGUGUGUUACUGCCCGAUUGUAGAAUGGUAUUUGCAUGCAAUGUUUAUAAAAUGAUUAGAGUUUUGAAGCCAGAUGGAUCACCAGAAUUUGAAAUUCGAAAUUUCGGAACCGUAUUCGAUGUGGCGAUAAUAGGCGAUAAUUCAGUUGCUGUGACAACUGGUUAUGAUUUUUACGCCUAUCAAAUUAUAGUGAUUGACUUAAAAACAAGGAAAAUAAAAAAAGGAUUAACAGUUAAUUUAGUUAAUACUGGAUUAGCAUACAGUGAAGACAAGUUGAUUUAUUGUGCUGGAGGGAAAGGGGUACAAAUGAUCAGUUUAAAUGACGAAUCCAUUUCCAAUAUUACUAAAACUAGUGUAAGUGACUAUUCAUGUGUUGCAACAUUCGGAGACGAAAUUUUCUAUACAAACUGUAAAUACAAUAAUGUAACCUGCGCCGACUUUCAAGGUAAAACACGAUGGAUGUUCAAAAAUGAAACCGUUCUUAAAUCUCCUUUUGGUAUAUCUGUAGAUAGAGACGGGAAUAUAUAUGUAGUAGGGAAAGAUUCGAACAAUUUAGUAGUUAUAUCUUCCAAUGGACAAAACUAUAGAGAGCUACUGACUAGUGAGAACGGUCUUGAGGCGCCAGUAAUUGUAAACGUUGAAAAAUCAAGCUGUAAGAUUCUAGUUACAAAUAGAAAGGGAAAAGCAUUCGUGUAUAGUCUUGUAUGA
Molecule: messenger RNA, 1146 nt
Organism: Mytilus trossulus (common blue mussel)
Lineage: Eukaryota; Metazoa; Mollusca; Bivalvia; Mytilida; Mytilidae
Exons: 1
Coding region: 1-1146 (381 amino acids)
Source: RefSeq, a predicted model, not a curated record